This is a messenger RNA of Bursaphelenchus xylophilus (pine wood nematode), 1138 nucleotides long. Lineage: Eukaryota; Metazoa; Nematoda; Chromadorea; Rhabditida; Aphelenchoididae. The record is from the annotation of a GenBank genome assembly.
AUGUCCGAAACAAUUGCCGAACCUUCCUUAGCCCAACAAUCUUGUGAAGACUGCACUCCAGUCAUAUUCAUCCUCGGUUUCCUCAACAGCAAGGAGGAGCAUUUUGCCCCGUUGAAAGAUUACUAUUCCCAAUUUACGUAGGUUUCAACCUAUGCUCAUAAGCCGAUUCAUACCACUAAACCAAGUAUUAGAUAUACGAAAGUUAUGAAUUUCCAGGCCAGACAUCGUAACCCAUGUUCCUCGGAUGUAUGAUCAACAUUUUUGGAUGACUGGUGACAAUGGGCACAACUUUAUCUAUAAUAUUUACCUUCCGAAAGUUGCUCAAAAGCCUAAUGCCCCUGUGAUCUUCCACAUUUUUAGUCAAAACGGAGGCUAUCUGUUUUAUUAUCUGUGGGAUGCGCUGAAUGAAACUCAGAGGAAACAGAUCAAAGGGUUUGCAAUUGAUGGGUAAGUACGGCUAUCUUUUUAUAAAAAUUGCUUUCAAAAAACGUGGCAAGGAAUGCUUUGACGAACUUUCGAACCUAGAACAAGAGGAUUCUUAUUUUGUUUUGCCACGGAGACGUUGCGAAUUUUAGGUUAUUCUAAAGAGAUGGCGUUAAAACAUACGACCAUUCUCUAUUAAACCUAUAAUCUUCACAAGCACUUAGAGCAGCUCCAUUGUUUUACAAAGUUAAUACUCAAUUAAUCCUUUUUCAGAGCCCCAGCCUAUGCUUCCUGCAACCCCCGCUACUACAUCAACCAACGGUUCUACAUGUGGCCGCGCAGUGAAAAGACAGACCAUAAGUUCUACUUAAAAUGCAUUCCCGAACACAUCCCUCGAGCCGCUCUCUACACGUUUCUGUACUUCUUCGGAUAUUUUGAUCAAUACGCUCCAAAAAUGGCAAAGUUUGAUCUCCCCCAAAAUCAAUUGUAUCUCUGCACAAAGGACGACAAAUUGGUCAAGUUUGAUUACAUCCGGGACUUUGUACUGUCCCAACUGGACAAGGGAAAGAGCGUGACGCUGAAGGCGUGGGACGACGGCGUUCAUUGCGCCCAUUUCAAGACUCAUCAAGGAGAAUACUUUGACUUGUGCGGGGAGUUUGUCAAGAGAAGCCUGGGAGAGCGGCUCUACAAAUGCCAUGUAAAAGCCAAGUUGUAA